Daldinia vernicosa is the source of this 1115-nucleotide messenger RNA. RefSeq lists its product as uncharacterized. The transcript has a single exon. NCBI's taxonomy places the organism in Eukaryota, Fungi, Ascomycota, Sordariomycetes, Xylariales, Hypoxylaceae. Bases 113 to 913 code for a protein of 266 amino acids. The record is from RefSeq and is a predicted model, not a curated record.
CCGUACAAUAUCACUCAGCAAGUAGAAUAAGUGUUUGCCCAUCACACACAUCAUCUAUUUACUUUAAUUAUAGUACUGUGAUAAAAUAUUAAACCUUCAAACAUACGUUAUAAUGGACAUCACCAAGAUAACCCCACCGGUCCUCGAGCUCUUCCGGCAGAAUAGAGCCCUCUGGACAUCUAUCGCAGCCGUAGUAGCCGCCGGUGGCACCGCCUCGAUCUUAUCCCGCAUCGUAGCCGAUUACCGUGCCUGGUAUGCUCUCGGCCCCAACGGCCUGCCCCUUAACAUCCUCGGAUACCUAUUCCAAUCGGCCGGCCGUUCUUUCGCUCGAUCAGACACUCGCGUCCCCGCGCCCUACGACAACGCCAAACUAGCACAGUCAGCACGAUACGGACCGCUAAGCCAACGCUCAUUCUUCUCCGGCUCGAUACCGCCGCGCAAGGGGACCCGGCCUGAGGUGCCCGCGUUCGUCGGCCCGCACCGGCAGACAUCACAGCAAGCCACGCCCGCGAUGCGAGCUCGACAGGAAUCUUUCCUAGACGCGCUUGCCGAAGCCAAUUCAUCCUUAAUACGGGUCCGACCGUCAAAUCUCGAAGGGCCGCUAUUCAAAAGCGUAUGGCUACAAUCUGGUCUAGCCCUGCGCGACGAGAUUAAAAACCUAAACGGCGAAUUUGCGCAUCCGCAUGCCGAAGGCAGCACGCAUAUGGUGUUGAGUCUAGCUGAUGCUGCUACGGCUAUCGAGCGCGGUUGGGCGGAGAGGCAUCGCAUGAGCGGUGUCGCUAGUCUAAUGCCGUGGAGUUAUGUCAUGGUAUAUGCGCCGCGGGACGAUGAGGAGUUUCGCAUCUGGAAGGAGUUCAUGAUGGCGAGCGCACGGUACGUACUCGGCGGAGAGAAAGAGGUUAUAAUGCCUUAAAGUGGAGGUGGGUGAGAUGAGAGAAGAUUGGGGACGGUACAUUAUAUAUGGCGGCGUUACUGGAAGAAGCUCCUCUCAAUGGCGAGUCUGUUCUAACUCCAAUGUAUAUAUAUCAAUAUAAGAUGUACCGGUAUUAUUGCAGUCUCUUUAUAUCCUACGUACUUCGCUCAUGCCUCUUGUGUUUGAAAUAUCUAUACGAGGG